Salvelinus sp. IW2-2015 is the source of this 4821-nucleotide messenger RNA. Its product is annotated as snRNA-activating protein complex subunit 4. Gene Ontology annotation, molecular function: RNA polymerase II cis-regulatory region sequence-specific DNA binding; RNA polymerase III type 3 promoter sequence-specific DNA binding. Lineage: Eukaryota; Metazoa; Chordata; Actinopteri; Salmoniformes; Salmonidae. Gene Ontology annotation, cellular component: snRNA-activating protein complex. Gene Ontology annotation, biological process: snRNA transcription by RNA polymerase II; snRNA transcription by RNA polymerase III. The record is from RefSeq and is a predicted model, not a curated record.
AUUCCAGCAGUGUCGUUUGUAGCACGUAGAGAUCUUAAGUGAAAUAGAAUGUCAGACAAUUUCAUUGGGACUUAGCUAGUUAAAUAUAUUUGUUUCUACGUAAUAUUUGAUGUAUAACAUAAGAAGACACAUCUGUUAACUUGGAUGACAGUCUUGGUGUCUCAUCCAUUAUGUCCUCGGAUGACCUUCUUGCACAGAGGGAGAAAGUUGAACGCCAGAUUUUGGUGCUCGAGCGCACCCUUGGUCCCGAAAGCAACUCCAUUGAACUAUCUUCAGACAGUUGUUCAUCUGAUGAUGGAUCAGACGAUAAUGCAUCUCAACCAGAAGAUUUGGGUCCUCCGGGGAACCUGGAGGCAGAGCGGGAGCAAAUACAGAGAGAGAUUGAAGAGUUGGAGUGCACUCUUGGCCCAAAUGCAUCUAAUGCUGAGAUUCUGUCAGAUGAGGAGGUCCAAGGAAGUGAAACAGAAUCGAGCAAAGAGGACAGUGCUGAGGAGCUGGAUCUACCCCAGAACACAGAUACAUGUCUGCAAAUGAACCUUGUUUACCAGGAAGUGUUGAAAGAGAAAUUAGAGGAGCUGGAGCGACUGUUAUCAGACAAUCAACACCAACAAAAAGAGAUUAUGACUCAGCUAUCUGGCACAGGAACUCCCCAGGCUACCACAUCUGGACAACCCACACUGAAGCUUUUCUUGGGGAGCUUUCUGAAGCCCUAUUUCAAAGAUAAAGUCACAUUUCUGGGCCCACCUGCUAAUCCAGAAGCCAGAGAGAAGAUGAGUAAAAGGAUCGGACCUACUGACGACGUCAAGAUGAAAAGAUGGGAAGGGUGGCAGAAGACUCUGCUGAUAAAUGCUGUCAUGAAAGACAGCAUGAAACGCAUGAUACAGCCCAAGCUGUCCAAGGUGGAAUACCUUACACAGAAAAUGGUCAACGCUGAAAAUGUGGAAAAGCAAAUCCUGCGGAAACAAAUCACUGAAAUUGAAAAGGACAUUCAGGCCAUCAGUGCACUGAAGGAGGAUGACUUGAUGGGUGGCCGCUAUGAUGAGCAUGAUUGGCAAAAGAUUUCAAAUAUUGAUUUUGAAGGCAUCCGUGAAGCUGAACACAUAAAAAGCUUUUGGCAGAACUACCUGCAUCCCUCCAUUAACAAAGCCAGUUGGAAGGAAAACGAAAUUGAGAUGCUCAAGAAAGUCGCUGUAAAACAUGGGCACCACAACUGGGAUCAGAUUGCUGAUAAACUUGGGKCCAACAGGACAGCCUUCAUGUGUCUCCAGACGUACCAGCGCUACAUCUGCACCGACUUCAGGAGGAGGAGGUGGGGCAGCGUGGAGGACGAGAUCCUUCGAGAGCUGGUGGAGAAGAUGCGUAUCGGGAACUUCAUCCCGUACACCCAGAUCUCCUAUUUCAUGGAGGGCCGGGAUUCAUGCCAGCUGAUGUAUCGGUGGACUCAGGUUCUGGACCCCACCCUCAAAAAAGGCUAUUGGUCUAAAGAAGAAGAUGAGAUGCUACUGAGAGCAGUGGCUAAACACGGGGUGGGGAACUGGUGGAAAAUCCGUCAGGAUGUGCCUGGCAGAAAUGAUGGCCAGUGUAGGGACAGGUACGUGGACGUCCUGGUUGGGAACGUGAAGAAGGGGCCCUUUGACGAGAAGGAAAAGGCACAGCUCAGACUAUUGGUGGAGAAAUAUGGACGUAAAUGGUCUAAGAUAGCUGCCGAGAUUCCCAACAGAAUUGACUGCCAGGUCCUUCAUCAGUGGAGGAGAAUGACCGGGUACAAGCCCAGACAGAGGGACAGAAGGAAAAGAGCAUUGCAGCGAACGAGAAAGGUCGCGGCUGUGAGGAGCAUCAAGAGUCAGUUGAUGAGGCUAGACGAUGAUGUGCACUCAAGCUCCGACGAGGAGGAGAACGUCGAGAUUGAGUUUAUGGACAGUGACGACGAGAAGGAACAGAAGUUCAUUGAACCGCACUGGUCUGAUCAGGAAAGUGACAUUAUCAAAGACUACACCCAACCAGACAUGGAGCAAUGGAUCCCCGUGCUAGAGAAGGAGUUUGAAGGGCUGGGGAAGGUGAGGAGCAUGAUGGUUGAACGGCCCAGCAAGAACACAGCGCAAGAGCAGGCAACGACGGACAGCCAGGAUGCAGCACGCAAGGUCGUAGUGGUACGUUCCACCAUCCUGGACCGCUUUGAUAAGCCUGCUGCCACUGUCAUCGGACAAAACCCCCCAAUACUAGCAAAGAAGGAUUACAACAGUGACCUGGCCAUGCUGAAGGUGUGCUACGGAGAGGUGAGAAACCUGAUCGCUUGGAAGAAAACCAAUGCCAGAAAACACAAAAACAGUGGGUCUAUGAGCGGUGAAGAGGGGACAGCCAACAAGUCCUCAAGACAAAAGGAGUCCUCUGCCAACAGUGAAACCUGCAUCACUCUCAACUAUUCCCUUCAGUUGGCAGUCACUCCCUGGGUGGGCAAUGUGCUUAUGCCCCCACCACCCUCUUCAAACAAGCGCCGUGAAGCGGACAUGGUGCGAGAGAGAGCAGAGAGCAUUGGACUCACCAAUAGCCCAGUGUUCUUGUUCUUUCUGCAGGUCCUCCGUUUAGAUGCAGAAGGCUGUAAGCAGAUCAUUAAAAUGCGUAACAACCAAGUGGUACUCAUGGGAAACAAAUCUUGGGAAGUGAAACAGGUUUUUCUAGCUUCAUUGAAAAACCCAAAGCAACGCCAUGGUCCCAGAACAGUGGCCAGUAUGCUAAACCAGAAGGGAAACGAGCAGCAGAACAGUAAGCAGCAGAACAGUCAACUUGUGAUGAUCCCUCAGACCUUUGUCAUUGCACCGCCUGUAGUACAGUCCAUCCCACAUCCUGCGGUCCCCUCCACUCCAACUUCCAGACAACAACUCAUGCCUUCCGCACUUACCCAACUCAGACCCUCUACCCCCAGCCUACCCAUACCCUCAACACCUGGUCAACUUAUACCCUCGACCACCAACCAACCUAUACUCCCUGCUCCCCUUUCCCUUUCCAACCAAUCCUCAACUACAAUAGACCGGGUGAAUGAGGAGGCUAAUGAGAAUCAUUCAGGAAAAAAACGCAAUCGUAAACCUACUGAGAAAGCACAGGCCCUCAAGGAUGCUGCGAUUGCUAAAAAGUCUGUGGAAGAGUCGCCCAAACGCAAGAAAGCCCGUACCAAAGAGAGCCUAGUUGUCCAGUCUAACGUGGUUAUGUCCCCUCCACAAACUGCCUGGGUACUGAUGCCCAUUGGACUUGUGCCAAUCAGUGGCAUUGGCAUCCAGAUGACACCUCAGAAUCUACCACGAAAUGCUCUUGCACCUGCUUGUCCAUCUCCUAUUAUUAUCAACCAGCAAGUCCCUCUAACACUAAAUGCUGCUGCAACACAGGCCUCUCCCAAUAUGACCUAUGUCUGCCCAUCUCCCUCUACGCCUAAAGACCCAUCUGCCCCCAUGGUAUCUCCUGCCUCAUCCAUAGCACAGGGAACUGCCUCCCCAUCUGUUUUAAACUCUCUCUCCACCUCCAUUACCAUCACAAGCAACACUGCUCUAAGAAUGACCAACCCAGUGAAACGCAUGAGAAUAACCAACCCAGUCAUGCAGACUGUGGCAACCACUUGUCCUCAGCUCAAUGCAGUUUCACCUGUUCCCAUGAACACGGUCAUCUCGGCUCCCAUCAGACCACAGACUGGCCAUCCACAAGCUUUAGUCCUCAACGUCCCUCCAGGCUCCCUUCCAGCCUCAUUCCCACAGGGAGGAGGCCUCCGAAUCGUGCAGCUUAACCAGCCUAAAAGUGUCCCUCCACCCCGCAAUCCGGAGCUAAUGCAGUUUGAUCCCAACCUGAUGUUCACGGAGGACCCGGCACAAGUGAGAGAGUGGUUGAGCGGCAAGCGAGGAGUUGCGCUUCCGGAUUUGGACGUCACUCUGCCCUACCUACCCCCCUUUGUCAGCAGUCUUAAUACCCUAUCGGGUCUCCUGAAAUGUAAAAAGACGUUGGCAGUUCGUGCAAUGCAGCUCCUGCCCCCAGAGGAGAAAGAGAGCCAGGAAGAGCAGCAGCAGGUAGCUGUAGUGCGGAGCUUUGUGGCAGAGCGCUUCAGCCAUAACCCAGGCUACCUGCUCCUGAAGGCUCGCUUCUUGUCCUGUUUCACCAUGCCUGCUCUUUUGGCUACUAUCAAUCCAGUGAAACUCUCCAAGUCCCCCACCUCGGACCACGGUGAUGUGGAGGAGGAACCUUUCAGGAACCGUCCAGUGGAGCAGACAACACUCCAGGCUCCUCUGCUAAGCACUGACGGAAAAGGACCUCCUGCCACCUCCUUCUCUGGAAUCACCACAAGAAAUAAAAGUCGCAACCUCAACACGAACACAGAGUAAAUGGAAUCGUUUUGGAAUGAUGUGUGGUCUUACGGGUUAACCAGGUUUUGUGUUUGAAAGUUCUUGCCAAUUUUGUUGUGAUGUCACUGUCAUAGAAAGCAAUGUUACUGGAAUUGAUAGAAGAUAGCAGUGGAUAGCUGUAUUCUAUGUCACUCAAUACAGAAUAGUUCAGACAAAUUUUAAGCUGUCGAUUUGCACUAAACCAGUGGACACCAACCUGUUCUGAGUCAAGAUCACUUUGAGUCAAAAUGCAUGUCGAUCUACUGCUCAUAUUUUAAAUAAACAUGACUUAAAAAAUGUAAGCCUACGCAACAUUAACCAGUUAAAAACAGUUAUGUAGCCAUGAAGUUAGUGCAGUAGGCUAUAGGCCCCAAUACAUUAUCACUGCAUAUUCGUUCUGCUUGAAUUACCCUGGCAAUGUUCUUCUCAGACCAUUUUGAAAAUAAAUAUAUCUAUCACA